Messenger RNA from Thermothielavioides terrestris NRRL 8126, 1140 nucleotides. RefSeq lists its product as uncharacterized. NCBI's taxonomy places the organism in Eukaryota, Fungi, Ascomycota, Sordariomycetes, Sordariales, Chaetomiaceae. The record is from RefSeq and is a predicted model, not a curated record. The transcript has 2 exons. The coding region runs from base 252 to 950 and encodes 232 amino acids.
AAGCCAUGGCGUCUCCCUCCUUUGUCUUUCCCGUCCCCGGACCGCAGAAAACAUGAGAUUCGGCCAGCUCUUCUGCCGUCCUCUAUGCCACUCCCGCCGCGCCUUUGUUUGACUCCGGUCCAUAUACUUGACGCCCCGUCCCUCACGCGCGUGUGGAUUCAAGGGACCUCAGCAGCUUCGUGGUUAAUAACUGAGCAGUACCCCAUCUGAGCGGUAUUGUCCAUCCGCCAAGCCGACGAAAGCCGACGAAGAUGGCCUCCUCUCGCUCCUUGCUGCUGCCCAUCGGGCUCGUGCUCUCUCUGCUGUUCAUCGAUGCCGCCAUCUCCCUCAGUCUGGUGUCGUCCAUGGUCGCUUUUCUUCAUACCUACGGCGGCGGUCCCUUUCCGAUCGAAGGCCCGUUCGAGUCGACCUUCCUGCUUGCUGGAGAGCCAGCGCACCUGGUUGUCAACCAGGGCCACACAACCAACGGUGCUAAUGGGACAGUCCUCGUCCUCGUCGGAUUUGGGGGCUGUAUUGCGCUCUGGCUAGAGAGGCGGUCGCGCAGGAAGUACGAUAGAUCAUCCCCGGCCUUCUACGUCUGGGCCCUGAUCGUCUUUCUCAGCUGCCUGCUCACCCUGACGGCCCUCAUCUACACCUUCGUCGAGACGUCCAAGACGGGCUCCCAGGAGAUCGACUACAGUGUGGCUCGCGCGACUCCCGCGCCGGCGCAUUAUCCCAACGACCGGUGGACGCCAGAGAACUGGUAUGCCGCAGUCUUGGAACUGCCGCUGGUCAGCGACGACGACCGGCGGGUCAUCCAGCACAAUCUGACCCUCAUGAGAGGCUGGCGGUGGAAUCUGAUUCCCAUGUUCCUGCUCGGCUUUGCAUUGCUAAGUCUAGUCGUGCUGGAACUGCUGCGGCUGCGGAGGAGGAGCACGCAGAAGGUGCCGAUGGAGGAAGUGCUCGCCUGAAUGCACAAGUAAGCAUUGUUUGCCGGUGUACGACAGCACUGCUGCGCAUGGAUAUGCACGCAAGGUUGGGACGGCCAGGUGUCUGCACAGAGCAUUGGUGGUUUCGGCAGCUUCCUCAGCCUUGAAGGGUACAAAUUACAAGGUCGCCAACACUGAGUCAGGGCUUGCAAAUACGACUCCUGCACAUGAU